Hibiscus syriacus is the source of this 1340-nucleotide messenger RNA. RefSeq lists its product as uncharacterized. Lineage: Eukaryota; Viridiplantae; Streptophyta; Magnoliopsida; Malvales; Malvaceae. The record is from RefSeq and is a predicted model, not a curated record. The transcript is spliced from 3 exons. The coding region runs from base 84 to 1079 and encodes 331 amino acids.
ACGCCUCCAAGCUGAAUUUGCUGUUUCUGCCUUCUCAAAGGUCAAGUGACUUGGAAUUAGUUUUGGACAUUAGAGAUUUAAAUAUGCCAAAGGAGAGAAGAAAUCGUUCCCUUUCUUCUGAUAGGUGUAGCAGAUCCCCCUUCUGUAACCAAUCAUCACCCAAAUUCCCUUCAGAAACUGAGGAAAAUCUAAAGGAAUGGGAAGAUGCCAGGUGCCCUGUCUGCAUGGAGCAUCCUCACAAUGCAAUUCUCCUUGUAUGUUCUUCCCAUGAAAAGGGUUGCUGUCCAUACAUGUGUGAUACAAGUUCUCGCCACUCUAACUGUUUUGAUCAGUUUCGCAAGACAUUUUCAGAUACUGCUGCUACAGUACCACAAGAUCCUCAACAAGAAGGAGCUCAGCUUGUAACCACAGAUGCAGCUGCAACUUCAGAAUCAACUGUCUCUGAGUUGCAGGAAGAAAUGACCGAGGAAGGGCCCUCCACCCCAUUUACUGUCUCAUGUGAGAAGCAAGUGCUCUCCAAACUAGUGUGCCCUCUAUGUCGUGGUGAGGUAAAAGAUUGGGUUGUUGUAGAGCCUGCUCGGCAUUUCAUGAAUGCCAAAUCUAGAAGUUGUUCCUCUGAAACAUGUAAUUUUACUGGUUCCUAUAAAGACCUGAGGAAGCAUGCAAGGCUUGAGCACCCUUCUGUGCGACCGUCAGAGGCUGAUCCUGAGCGACAGCGGAAUUGGAGGAGGUUGGAGCGUCAAAGAGAUCUUGGAGACUUGCUCAGCACGCUGCAGUCUUCAUUUGGGGAGGAGAGGGCUGAUGACAGCAUAUUACCAAUUGAUGAUGGAAGUUGGCUCACUGUCUUUUUCCUUAUACGAGUGUUCCAACCAGGGUCUAGUCCCAGGAGCAGCAGUUGGUCUGGCACCUCGGGGGCAAGAGCUCAACUGAGAAUUAGGAGGAGAUCCACCAGACAUUGGGGAGAAAGCUAUGAUGGGGAAACUGGACCUACCAGAGACGAGGACGAGUCCUCAGAUGGUGGAUCAUUUCCUUGGAGGCGAAGUGUAAGGCGACGGACUUCUCCCGAUAAUCAUCCAUGAUUGUGAUUGUAUCUUUAUUGUGCUCAGUUUCUUCUUUGCGUGUGAGAGUUUUAAUCGUUGGACAAGGAGAGGAAUACAUAAAGUCCAUUGCUCGAGUGUCUUUGUAUCUGUUGCACACAGGGUGCAACAAAGAUGGUCCCGAGUUGUUUGCUGUUUUAUCAAAUGAGUGGGGAAAAAUUAAGGUAUCUGGGAACUUAAAAUCAUGCAGUAUACCCUUUUUUUAUUCACAGCAAUUUAUAUUUCUGUGUUAUGGUCGCAAUA